UUAGGACGUAGGUCGAGUCGACAUAGAGAUAUAAAGGGCUGUGGGUCGUGGCCAACGAAGUCAUUGGGCGAUUCCCGGCGUGACCCGGAGGUCACCGAGAGUCCGAGUCCCGUCGGACCCGACUCGUCGGACCCCGAAACGGAGAAAACCCGGAAGUGGCACUGAGCCAGGUGGCUGGGGCCAGGGGAUACAUGGCGAUACAUCUCCCGAAAAUGAACGUACGACCCUGAAAAUGGGACCCGGUCUAAGACGGUUUUCCUCUAGCUGCACCAGUGGUGUUCAAGGUUCAUGUUAGUUUUCCACCGCUUAGGUCCUAGGUCCCUGGAAGACCUUCUUUCCUCUACAAGCAGGUGGUGGUUUUCCACUCGCUUCCAUGAUUGGAGUGGAGGACGUUCCACUAUGGUUGCAAAAUGGCAUCAGCUCGGCCUGAGGAGCCGUCAAAGGCCCUUGACAUUGAGAACUGCGCAGGGGACUGGGAAUUGGAAUGCCCCUUGCUUUGGGAGAAUUUGACGCCCACCGAUCAGCCCAACCGACGGUUCUGCAAGACCUGUGGUGAGAAUGUCUACUUCUGUGACACCAUCGAGGAGGUCAACGCACAUGCCAUGGAACGACGAUGUGUGGCCUUUGAAGUGCGUGAGGCCGUUGCCACGGAGGCAAGGGUGCCAGAGACGGACGAUGUAGUGAAGCUUCACGUGGCCUUACUGUCGGGAGACGAGCUGCCAGAAUUGACGGUGCCCAAAGUGGCCACUGUCAACGAUGUGAAAGAGGAGAUUGCCAACCUCUCGGGAAUUCCUUCUGGGGAGCAGCGGCUGCUUCUAGAAGGACGAGAGCUCGAAAACACCGAACGAGCGGGUGCUUUCUGUGAGACCUCCGGAACACCUGAUAAGGCCUUUCUCCAGCUGCUGCGGGUCUUGAAGCCAGUGCGUGAGCCCACCCGCGAGCCAGGCAAAGUGAAGAUGGGAAAGCGCCGAAAGCCGGGCCGAGAAUAUUGA
Durusdinium trenchii is the source of this 992-nucleotide messenger RNA. The record is from the annotation of a GenBank genome assembly. NCBI's taxonomy places the organism in Eukaryota, Dinophyceae, Suessiales, Symbiodiniaceae.